AUGGGCCGGUUGCAAAUUUUCCACAGCAUGUACCUGAGAAGCAUUGCCCGCGCCCCUUACCUGCUCUGUGCCGGGAUCCGGCAGCACCCACAGGGGUUAAUCCAGCGGAGGCGAUCUGGAUGGUGCCGUUAUAAAGCUGUGAUCUUUGACGCCAGCAGAAUGGUCCUCCCGUCCCCUUACAAGACAGCCGCGGACUGGGAGGCUCGGAAUUGUAUUCCAGCCGGCACCAUCCAGCAAGCUCUACUCUCUGGAGGGGAAAAUAGUCCCUCGCUGAAGUACACAAGAGGAGAGCUGACGACUGUGGAGUUUUUGCAGGAACUGGGACAGCGGUGUUUUGAGAUUGCAAAUGUCUGUGUUCCCGUGGACUCUUUUCUCUCCGACUUAAUCAGAAAUGAGAUGAUAAAACAGCUCCCCAUAAUGGCAGAAGCAGUACAGUGUAUCCGUGCAGAAGGUCUUAAGACAGCUCUUCUAAGUAACAACUUCUGUCUGCUGAAUGGAGAGAGCUUUCUGCCCCUGGACCGAAAGCACUUUGAUGUGAUGGUUGAAUCUGAUCGGGAAGGAAUGCACAAGCCAGAUCCUCGUAUCUACAAGCUGUGCUUGGAGUGGUUGGGCGUUCAGCCCCAGGAAUCCAUCUUCCUCGACAGCAGCAGCCAGAACCUAAAUGCAGCAGCCCAGCUUGGCAUUAAAACGGUGAAGGUCGAUGAUCCAGAAGUAGCACUCAAGGAGCUGGAAACCUAUCUGGGUUUUCCUUUGCAAGGGUUUGUUCCAUAUACUCGUUCAGUGAGACCAGGCAUGGAAAUCCCAAAAGAUCGUCUGCAAAAGUACCUUGAAAGUGUUCUCAGUGACCAGGCAACAGGCCCACUGGUGUUACGGCAGUUUGGCUACGGACAGUCUACCCAGACCUUUUGCAUCAAGUUUGGAGAUUGCUUGCUGGUGCUGAAGAAGGAGCCCUCUGACAGCCUGCAUCCCUCGGGCUCUGCUGUCAGGAGGGAAUACAGGGUACUGAAGGCACUCUCUGAGGCUGGUGUUCCUGUUCCCACUGUACUUGCUCUCUGCGAGGACAGAAGCACUCUUGGCACACCUUUCUACCUGAUGGAGCACUGUGCUGGCCGUGUCUACAGGGACGUCUCCCUCCCCACACUGCAGCCUAGCCAGCGGAGGGCUACUUAUGCUGCCAUGAGUCAAGUCCUCUCCAAGAUCCACAGCGUAGAGCUCAGAGCAGACAAGCUGGAGGACCUUGGGGAGCAUGCUAAUUACAUUCAGCAGCAAGUUGAGACCUGGACAAAGCAGUAUCGAGCUAUGGAAACUCAUGUUAUCCCUGCCAUGGAGAGACUCAUCGAGUGGCUGCCUCUGCAUUUUCCUGAAUCUCAGAAGACGACAGUUGUGCAUGGUGAUUUCAGGAUGGACAACCUGGUCUUUCAUCCAGACAGGCCAGAAGUCCUUGCUGUCCUUGGCUGGAAGCUUUCAACUCUAGGAGAUCCCAUCUCUGAUUUGGCGAAUAACUGUAUGGCCUACUUCCUGCCACCUCACUUUAAUGCACUGAGAGGCUUGAGGAAGUGUGAUUUAGGGCGUCUGGGAAUCCCCACGGCAGAGGAGUAUUCCCAGAUGUACUAUGACCACAUGGGAGUAGAGCACCCCGAGAACUGGAACUUCUACAUGGCCUUUGCCUAUUUCCGACUGGCUGCAAUGCUGCAGGGACUCUACAAACGCUCUCUGGCAGGUGAAAGCAGCCCAGAGGAUGCAGAGUUUGUGGCCGACCUGGCUUGGGAGUUCGCCAUAAAAGAAGGAUUCCGUGUAUUUGACAGCCUCCCCACCACAAAGCCUCUCGCAAGACAUUACAGCACCUGGGCCAGACGAGGGCCGUUCCUCAGCAGGAGCUAUGGCAGGCGCAAUCCCGGCCAGCGAUUCCAGGACUGA
Charadrius vociferus (killdeer) is the source of this 1917-nucleotide messenger RNA. RefSeq names its product acyl-CoA dehydrogenase family, member 10 (gene ACAD10). The transcript has 13 exons. Bases 1 to 1917 code for a protein of 638 amino acids. Lineage: Eukaryota; Metazoa; Chordata; Aves; Charadriiformes; Charadriidae. The record is from RefSeq and is a predicted model, not a curated record.